Aspergillus pseudonomiae is the source of this 307-nucleotide messenger RNA. RefSeq lists its product as uncharacterized. Lineage: Eukaryota; Fungi; Ascomycota; Eurotiomycetes; Eurotiales; Aspergillaceae. The coding region runs from base 10 to 306 and encodes 98 amino acids. The record is from RefSeq and is a predicted model, not a curated record. The transcript has a single exon.
GUUUCGCCAAUGGGAGUAUGCUAUCUUGAUUCAACAUUAUACGGUAUAAGGACUAAUGAUCGCAGCGGGGGAGCUUUCCGACGUGGUGAUUGCUACGGGUGCACCUUGAUACCAGAACCUCACGACAUCGCCGUGAGAAGACACGAUGUCCGAUGCACAUGUCGAACGAACACCCAAAACCCUGUGACGGGGGCAUAUGUAACCCAAACCACAUUCCCUAUAGGUAUACUACCUACCGACAGUAUACAGGACUGCUUGCUGACAGGAGUACUACAGGAUAUCUCGUUAAUGAAGAUGGUGAUAUAAC